Messenger RNA from Anolis sagrei ordinatus, 2059 nucleotides. RefSeq names its product X-ray repair cross complementing 3 (gene XRCC3). NCBI's taxonomy places the organism in Eukaryota, Metazoa, Chordata, Lepidosauria, Squamata, Anolidae. Gene Ontology annotation, molecular function: four-way junction DNA binding; ATP binding; ATP-dependent DNA damage sensor activity. The record is from RefSeq and is a predicted model, not a curated record. Gene Ontology annotation, biological process: resolution of mitotic recombination intermediates; t-circle formation; telomere maintenance via recombination. Gene Ontology annotation, cellular component: replication fork; Rad51C-XRCC3 complex.
GAUAUUUUUCUGGCUUUUCAUUUGUCAGGAAAUGGACUUGGAUCAACUUGAUAUGAACCCUAGAGUGAUUGCAGCUAUUAAGAGAGCAAACCUAAAAUCAGUCAGAGAGAUUUUCAAUCUUUCCCAAGCAGAUUUGCAAAGGGUGACAAAAUUAUCCAGUGCUGAUGUACAAUACCUGCUAAAAACAAUUUCUAGUGUGGUGAGGAAAAAACACAUCCUUACAGCUCUUCAGCUAUUCCAAGACAAAAACCAACACAGGAAAUUAAGCCUGGGCUGUCCGGUUCUCGAUAGCUUCCUCCAAGGCGGCAUUCCCCUAACAGGGAUUACUGAAAUCGCUGGAGAGAGCUCAGCUGGGAAGACCCAAAUAGCUUUGCAGCUGGCCCUUUCUGUACAAUAUCCAUACGAAUAUGGCGGUCUAGAAUCUGGUGCAGUUUACAUUUGUACAGAAGACGCUUUCCCAAACAAACGCCUGCAGCAACUGAUCCAGCGACAGGCAAAUCUGAGGGAUGAUGUUCCGCCGAGUGUGGUGCAAAAGAUAAAAUUUGGAAGUGGCAUUUUUGUUGAGCACACAGCAGACCUGGAUGCUUUCCGCAAUUGCAUUACUAAGAGAAUUGGUAUACUACUCUCAAGAGGCAUGGUGCGGCUCAUCAUAGUUGAUUCCAUUGCUGCCUUGUUCAGAUGUGAGUUCGGUGCUAAAGAUUCUGUCCUGAAAGCCAAAUAUCUGCAAAUGUUUGGAGCAAAGCUUCACGAAUUAAGCAGCCAAUUCCGAAUCCCCAUUGUAUGCAUAAAUCAGGUAACUGACACAAUGGAUACAGCUGGGAGAGCUAUUCAUAGUUCAAGCUGUACAGCUCAGAGAGUUGCUCCAGCUCUAGGAAUAACUUGGUCCAAUCAACUAUUGAUGAGACUAAUGGCAAGCCGGACAGUCCAUUUUACACAGACUACAAAUGAUGCGCAUCAACACAGCAGAGGGGUCUUACGGACGUUGAGGGUUAUUUUUGCUCCUCACUUGCCACAGACAUCUUGCCAAUACACAGUAAACCUGGAAGGUGUGCGCGGAAUAAAGGAAGAGGAUGGCACUUUGGCAGGUUUAUGACAAAACCUGCAUAGCAAGAACCUUGGGUUACUUACAGACUUAUCAUUGACUAGACUAUCAAGAUUAAGUCAUUUCCUACCUGCAUUUUGGAAUGAACUUGAAUCCUAUAUUUUUAUAGAUACCGUUUUAUUGUUAGUGAAUAUAAAGGCUGCCAUCUUAUAUUUUGUGAAGGAUGUUUUUCCUCUAUAGCCCCGCAUCUCUUUUUUGGUCUUGAUUUUUUAUCGUGUCUUUUUCCUGACUCAUAGUGACUAACAAUAAAUAUAAAACAAUGCUAAUUAAAAACAAUGCAAGGCAUUUAAAUAUAAACUUAAACCUUAAAACUAAUUAAAUUAUACUUUAAAAAACCCAUAAAGCAUUAACAUGAAUUAAAAGUUUAUACCAACCUUACAUUUGUGAAUCACACAGGCAUGGAUGCCCCCAAACAUAACAUACAUGUGCACCCAAAAACAAGCAGCAUUACACAAUUUUAUCUGUUCAAAUAUUUUAUUUUGAUAACAUGAAAACGACAAGGAAAUUUACAUGUUAAACAGAUUUAUAAUGGGCCACAAAUGUUUUGCGUUUUUGCAAAAAUGUUUGUGCUUUAACAAGAAGUACAAUGCAAUUUUUUUGCCCUACAUUCUAAUGCUGCUUUUUGAAUACAAGUAUUUUGGGGAAACCAAGUGGCGGAUCAAGAGCAUAAUGAAAGUAUCCCAGAACAUUACAUUUUUAUACAAACAAUGGCAUAGUUUCAUAGGUAAGGGCUGUAAUCCUCUGUCAAGCCGUACAUAUACUUAACUAUGUAGCAGAGGGACUAGGGAACUGUUAGUGAACUGCAAAGAUAUGUAAUGGAAACCAGCAAGAAUGUCCUGAUGCACAACAAGAUCAAUGCAAGCCAGUCCUGUUCUGCUUCGGUCACUUUGCUUCCUUAUGUACUAAAGCUAUAGCACUGGAUACAGACAUUAUGGAGCUGCCCAAUUCUAAUUUCCC